AUGGGUUCUGCUGCUACUGAGGAGGGCACCAUUAACUCCUUCCCAUUGUGCUCGCCUUCUGCUCGGAGGAGGAAGAAUAGAGCUCAAGUAAACCGGAUUAUUGUGCAGCCAAGCACGAAGAGGAUACAUCAUGACGCUCAGUAUGAGGAUGUAGGAUGCGAGAUUUCAGAAGACCUGUCAGAGUGCGGUCUUAUUAUAGGCAUCAAACAACCAAAGUUGCAGAUGAUUCUUCCAGAUAGAGCGUACGCUUUCUUUUCACACACUCACAAGGCCCAAAAAGAGAAUAUGCCACUGUUAGAUAAGAUCCUUGAAGAAAGGGUGUCCUUGUUUGAUUAUGAGCUAAUUGUUGGAGAUGAUGGGAAACGAUCGCUAGCAUUUGGGAAGUUUGCUGGUAGAGCUGGCCUGAUAGAUUUCUUACAUGGUCUCGGACAGCGAUAUUUGAGCCUUGGAUACUCGACUCCAUUUCUCUCUCUGGGACAAUCUCAUAUGUAUCCUUCGCUCGCUGCGGCCAAGGCUGCAGUCAUUGCCGUUGCUGAAGAGAUAGCAACAUUCGGACUUCCAUCCGGAAUUUGUCCGAUAGUGUUUGUAUUCACUGGAGUUGGAAAUGUCUCUCAGGGCGUGCAGGAGAUAUUCAAGUUAUUAUUGCCCCAUACCUUUGUUGAUGCUGAGAAACUUCCUGAAAUUUCUCAGGCCAGGAAUCUGUCUAAACAGUCUCAGUCGACCAAGAGAGUAUUUCAACUAUAUGGUUGUGUUGUGACCUCUAGAGACAUGGUUUCCCACAAGGAUCCCACCAGACAAUUUGACAAAGCUGACUAUUAUGCUCAUCCAGAACACUACGCCCCUGUUUUUCAUGAAAGGAUUGCUCCAUAUGCAUCUGUCAUCGUAAACUGUAUGUAUUGGGAGAAGAGGUUUCCACCAUUACUGAGUAUGGAUCAGUUACAGCAACUGAUGGAGACUGGUUGUCCUUUGGUUGGUGUCUGUGACAUAACUUGUGAUAUUGGAGGUUCCAUCGAAUUUGUCAACAAGAGUACAUCAAUAGAGAGGCCUUUCUUCCGGUAUGAUCCUUCUAAUAAUUCAUACCAUGAUGAUAUGGAAGGUGCCGGAGUGAUCUGCUUGGCUGUUGACAUUCUCCCUACAGAGUUCUCUAAAGAGGCCUCCCAACAUUUCGGAAACAUAUUAUCUAAACUUGUUCCUAGUUUGGCCUCAGUGAAGCAACCGGCAGAACUUCCUUCCUACUUGAGAAGAGCUUGCAUUGCACAUGCUGGCAGAUUAACUCCGUUGUAUGAAUAUAUCCCUAGAAUGAGAAACACUACGAUAGAUUUGGCCCCCACAAAAACAAAUCCAUUGCCUGACAAGAAGUACAGCACCCUGGUAUCUCUCAGUGGGCACCUAUUUGAUAAGUUCCUUAUAAAUGAAGCUUUGGACAUCAUUGAGACAGCUGGAGGUUCAUUUCACUUGGUUAGAUGUGAAGUUGGACAAAGCAUGGAUGAUAUGUCGUACUCAGAGCUUGAAGUAGGAGCAGAUGAUACUGCUACAUUGGAUAAAAUUAUUGAUUCCUUGACUUCUCUAGCUAAUGAACAUGGUGGAGAUCACAAUGCCAGGAAACAAACUGAAUUAGCUCUGAAGAUAGGAAAAGUCAAUGAGUGUGAAACUGAUGACACAGUUGAUAAAGGAGGGCCAAAGGUUUUAAUUCUUGGAGCUGGAAGAGUUUGUCGACCAGCUGCUGAGUUUCUAGCAUCUUACCCAGCCAUAUGUACCUAUGGUGUUGAUGACCAUAACGCAGAUCAAAUUCAUGUUAUUGUGGCAUCUUUGUAUCAAAAAGAUGCAGAAGAGACAGUUGAUGGUAUUGAAAAUACAACUGCUACCCAGCUUGAUGUUUCUGAUAUUGGAAGCCUUUCAGAUCUUGUUUCUCAGGUUGAGGUUGUAAUUAGCUUGCUGCCUACUAGUUUUCAUGCUGCCAUCGCAAGAGUAUGCAUAGAGCUGAAGAAGCACAUGGUAACGGCAAGCUAUGUUGAUGAAUCCAUGUCAAACUUGAGCCAAGCUGCCAAAGGUGCAGGUGUAACUAUACUUUGUGAAAUGGGCCUAGAUCCUGGCAUAGAUCACUUGAUGUCAAUGAAGAUGAUUGAUGAAGCUCAUGCUCGAAAGGGAAAAAUAAAGGCAUUUACAUCUUACUGUGGUGGAUUGCCAUCUCCAGCUGCAGCAAACAAUCCACUUGCCUAUAAAUUCAGUUGGAACCCAGCUGGUGCCCUCCGGGCAGGGAAAAAUCCUGCUGUCUACAAAUUUCUUGGAGAGACGAUCCAUGUAGAUGGUCAUAACUUGUUUGAAUCAGCAAAGAGGCUCAGACUACCAGAGCUUCCAGCUUUUGCUCUGGAACACUUGCCAAAUCGGAAUUCCUUGAUAUAUGGAGAACUUUAUGGUAUCUCCAAAGAAGCAUCUACCAUAUACAGGGCUACUCUUCGUUACGAAGCUAACACAGACUUAGAUAUUGAAGCCUGUGGUGGAUAUGAUGAUGAAAUGAUUGCCAGACUGUCGAAGCUCGGGUGUUGCAGAGAUAAGGAAAUAGCUGCUAAGACAGUCAAAACCAUCAAGUUCUUGGGACUACAUGACGAGACUCAAAUUCCUAAGGGUUGUUCAAGUGCAUUUGAUGUGAUUUGCCAACGAAUGGAACAGAGGAUGGCCUAUGGCCACAAUGAGCAAGACAUGGUACUGCUCCACCACGAAGUCGAGGUGGAAUACCCAGACGGGCAACCCACCGAAAAGCACCAAGCGACGCUACUGGAGUUCGGGAAGGUUGAAAAUGGCAGAUCCACCACUGCCAUGGCCUUGACCGUUGGUAUUCCAGCAGCAAUAGGGGCCCUGCUAUUGCUACAGAAUAAGGUCCAGACAAAAGGAGUGAUCAGGCCUCUGCAACCGGAGAUCUACAUUCCAGCAUUGGAGAUCUUGGAGUCGUCAGGCAUCAAGCUGAUUGAGAGAGUGGAGAUUUGA
Messenger RNA from Miscanthus lutarioriparius, 2985 nucleotides. NCBI's taxonomy places the organism in Eukaryota, Viridiplantae, Streptophyta, Magnoliopsida, Poales, Poaceae. The record is from the annotation of a GenBank genome assembly.